AUGAAACAUAAAGUAGGGAACAAGGCACACGUUGAAGGAUCCAUUGCAGAAAAGUACGUAUAUGAGGACUUAACACAUUUCUGUUCCAUGUACUUUGAGUCUGAAGUUGAGACUGUGCACAACAUGCUAGGUCGUAAUAUGGUUGAUGAUCGUUCACGAGAUCCAGGAAAAUUGGUGGAGUUCACAUAUCCGGUAGAGCCGUUAGGAGCAUAUACUGGUUAUCAUUUAGAUCCAAAUUUCUUGAGCAUUGUAACACAUUACAUCCUCACUAACAUGCAAGAAGUGUCACCUUAUAUUAUUAUGUUCGAAGAAGAGGUUCGCAGUAAGAGUCAACACUUAUUGAGUGAUACUCAGAUGGAUACAAUGAUGAAGGAUAACUUUGCCUUGUGGCUUCAAAACAAGGUUCAUGACAACAACGAACAAUUACAAUCUUUGUUAAGAGGUCCAGCUUUAUAUGUGAUUUCUUAUAAGAGAUGUAGGGUGAAUGGGUAUUCAUUCAACCUAGGAAAAUCAAGCUCAGGGAUACUUGUCAAGGGAAGUUGUUAUGGUGAUAGUGGAAGCAAUUACUAUGGGAGUUUGCAGGAAAUUCUAAAAGGGCGUAAAAAAGACAAAAAUGGAGUGCUCUUAAUUGAUCUGAGUUCAAAACUGCAAGGAGAUGAUGUUUAUAUUCUAGCCAGUCAAGCCACUCAGGUGUACUACGCUCCUAGUGUAAAGAAUCCAAAUAGCAAUAUCCACACGAUUAUCACAUGUAGACCUCAAGUAUUAAGUGGAAGAUCUAUUGAUGCUAACAUAGAACCCCUUCAGGAAGAAAUCUCCAAUACCACGGCCAUAGACUUUUCAUCAAGGUCUUUAUUUGUAGACUUCUCACUUUAUAACAUGGAAGAAGAACAAAACAAUGUGGAAAGUGAAGAAGAUGAAGAAAUUGAGGAGGAGGAGGAAGAAGAAGAAGAAGAAGAAGAAGAAGAAGAUGGUUAUGAUAGCAUUGAAGUAGAAAGUGAAGAAGAUGUUGUGGGUAUGAUGGCCGGAAGGAGAGUUGUGGGUGGUAGGGGAGGUUCUGCGGGUGGCCGAGGGAGGGGGCGUGGGGGUUCUGAUGGAGGGCGUGGAGAGCCUAACAGGAGUGGUGGUCGAGGAAGUGGGAAGGGGGAUUCUGGUGGUGGGCAUGGAGAUGCUGAAGAUAGUACUGACUGGGAAAGUGGCGCGGAAGGGAGUUCUGAUGGUGAACAUGCAGACGCCGAUGGUAGUGCUGGUCAUGGCAAUAAAGGUGGAGGCUCGGGGGCUUCUCGGGGUGGCCGGGGAGAAACAGAUGUUUCUCAAGGUCAAGGAAAUGGAAGGUGUUAG
Daucus carota subsp. sativus is the source of this 1338-nucleotide messenger RNA. RefSeq lists its product as uncharacterized. The coding region runs from base 1 to 1338 and encodes 445 amino acids. The record is from RefSeq and is a predicted model, not a curated record. The transcript has 5 exons. Lineage: Eukaryota; Viridiplantae; Streptophyta; Magnoliopsida; Apiales; Apiaceae.